Diaporthe batatas is the source of this 2210-nucleotide messenger RNA. RefSeq lists its product as uncharacterized. The record is from RefSeq and is a predicted model, not a curated record. Gene Ontology annotation, biological process: protein phosphorylation; mitotic G2 DNA damage checkpoint signaling. Gene Ontology annotation, molecular function: ATP binding; protein kinase activity. NCBI's taxonomy places the organism in Eukaryota, Fungi, Ascomycota, Sordariomycetes, Diaporthales, Diaporthaceae. The coding region runs from base 330 to 1955 and encodes 541 amino acids. Gene Ontology annotation, cellular component: nucleus; site of double-strand break; cytoplasm. The transcript is spliced from 2 exons.
GAGCUCCCAACGCGACUCACUCUACGCGAACGGCACGCGACCUUUGUUGUUGCAUCACACGGCGGGCUGGCACACCACACCAUCUCAUUGCAUGAACGGCAUUGAGCGUAAUCCCAUGUCAGAGAUCGCUGGUUCGCGGCCUCAUCUCAGAUUUAUUUUCACAACUCAGUUGCCGCCCACCAGCCCGGACUCGCCACCCCUGUCGUGACUGACCCGGCUGGCCACUUACACACAGGGCACGGCACGGCUUGAACUGUGAUUCCGAGUUGCCUCUCUGCAGCCCUGUCUCGCCCUCUCUCUCGCUCGCCCUCCCUCAGAGAGAGCUCGAGAUGCAGCACUCCCAGCUGAGCCCUCUGCCAUCCGACCUCCCCUUCAGGGUUGUGUCCAAGACCAUUGGCAGAGGGGCAUAUGCAUCGAUCAGGAAGGCCGUUCCUCUCGAGGCACCAACACCAGUCUUCGCCGUCAAGUUCAUACAUAAGGACUACGCAAUCAAAAAUGGCCGCAUCUCAGCUAAGCAGAUCGCCAUGGAGGUCUCACUCCAUUCCCACAUUGGACAGCACCCAAACGUCAUCGAGUGGUUCGCCACUGGCGAAGACGCCGUGUGGAGGUGGAUUGCCAUGGAGUUCGCUGACGGCGGAGACCUGUUCGACAAGAUCGAGGCCGACAAGGGUGUGUCCGGGGACAUCGCCCACGUCUACUUCCUGCAGCUCAUCAGUGGGGUCAGCUUCAUGCACUCCAAGGGCAUCGCGCAUCGCGAUUUGAAACCGGAGAACAUACUCCUCUCCGACACUGGCAACCUGAAGCUUGCGGAUUUCGGCAUGGCCACCCUCUUCCAGUACAAAGGCAAGACAAAGGAGAGCUCCACCAUGUGUGGCAGCCCGCCGUACAUUGCUCCCGAGGUGCUCCGCUGUUCGUCUGGAGACAAGUCUAUGAAGUAUCGCGCCGACUUGGUCGACAUAUGGUCAUGCGGGGUCAUAUUAUUCGUGCUUCUGGUCGGGAACACGCCUUGGGAGGAGCCGACUGAGAAGAAGUGGGAAUGGCGCGAGUACAUCCGAACGAACGGCCGAAGCACAGAUGAGUUGUGGGAGAGAGUACCAACCGAAGCCUUGUCUCUGUUGCGGGGCAUGAUGAACAUCGAGGUCGACAAGCGCUUCACUUUCGCGCAAAUACGACAGCACCCCUGGUACACUCGACACAAUGAACUUCUCACCUCGGACGGCAGGGUCUUGGACCCCAUACAGCUGGCUACCCAGAUGCUUGCGAACCUGCGCAUCGAUCUCACUCAGCAGCCUACCCCCUCCCAAAGGGCGAACGCCGACUUGAUGGAACUAGACAGCCAGCCCACGGCCGCCGACUUCACAGCCAAGUUCUCUGCGACACAGCCAGAGACACCAAUUAACGAUGUGGCAUUUGACUGGGAGAGGCCUGCCAUGAGGUCCAUCAACGGAGCCAUCUCAGCGACCCAGCCUGCCAGUGGUGUUAAUCUCUCCACUGACAGACCAAGCCACAACCUCGACGUGUUGGCAGACGAACCGACCAUGAGCCAGUUCAGUCAGGCACCUGGAGUCCCUUUCAGCUUGACCCAACGUGCGCGCCGAUUCAGAGACAUUGUGCCUUCCUACUCGCUCACGCGCUUCUAUUCUCAUGUGCCGGCCCAGCUGCUAGUGCAGAUGCUGAGUGACGCCUUGCACCAGCUCAACGUCCCGCUGCAGCCUCCAGCGCUUAAUCUGCACUCUAGAGAUCAUAUAACUACUCUGAAGGUAAAGACGGUGGACGGGAGGAACCAGAGCCUGCACGGCGAAAUCAUGGUGGACAUGUUCAUGAUACCCGACGGCUCGGGUGCAGAGCUGCUCGAGGUGCGGUUCGUCAAGAUCAAGGGCGACCCGCUCGAGUGGAGGCGGCUAUUCAAGAAGAUUGCGCUGCUGUGUAAAGAUGGCAUAUAUAAGAACGAGUAGACUUUGUAUAUAUUCUGACGUUUUCAGGUUUUGUAUUAGAACUGACAGCAUAGGAAAGCUUAGAACCGGAAGGAUACGGCGAGGCAGAAAGAAGGAAUGGCAUGAUACGAUGAUGAGCAAAGAAUGAUAACCUAAUGUAUGAUAUAAUAUAAGAUACAGCUCUUGUCAGCGUUAUAGAACAUGCAUAAUUGAUGGAUCUUAUUUAUUGUUUGUUGUAUUAAUGAGCAACUUAAAUGGAAUGCUGGACCUUGGUUU